Dermacentor andersoni is the source of this 914-nucleotide messenger RNA. RefSeq names its product regulator of G-protein signaling 2-like. NCBI's taxonomy places the organism in Eukaryota, Metazoa, Arthropoda, Arachnida, Ixodida, Ixodidae. The record is from RefSeq and is a predicted model, not a curated record.
CGACCACUCAGCUGAUGCGAGACAUGCCUGAGGUAACUUCGGCUUCGGACUCGGCCGUGCCUUCCCAGCGACAGAGUUCCAAAAAGAUGUCCUCCAGCUGCAUAACCAGUGAACCCCAGCAGGAGAAGUUGGAGAAGCUGCACAAAAACUGCCUAAUUGAGCUGCUUCCGGCAAACCUUCUUCGAAGACGCCCGGCCCCAUCUGUGCGGCCGACCCCAGAGGAAGCCAAGGAAUGGGCCAGAUCAUUCCGACACCUUACUGCCUCCAAAUAUGGCCUAGCCCUCUUCCACGUGUUCCUUGCGAGGGAGUACAGUGAGGAGAACAUUGAGUUCUGGCUGGCCUGUGAAGAACUCAAGACCUGCCGGCCCAACAAACUUUCGGGCAAAGCACAGAGAAUCUUCGACGAGUUCAUCGCCCCACACUCGCCAAAAGAGGUGAACCUCGACGCCCUCACACGAGCCGAGGUGACGGCCAGCCUGGCCAAGAGGCCCGACCGGACCUGCCUAGAUCUGGCUCAACGCCGCGUCCAGGGCUUGCUGGAGAGAGACGCCUACCUGCGCUUCCUCCAGUGCGACCUGUACCAGGAUCUGUGCCGACCGCCCGCACCCUAGCACGCGCCGAGUACGCACACCGCCCGAAGCCCCCUCUCUGUUUCUUCUCUCUUUCGUUCGGUCACCACACCCACAACCACCAUUCGACAUCGCUAUCCACUGGUGCCUUCUUCUCGUCCCCGUUAUUACACGCGCGCUGUGCAAGCACAAAGAGCGGGAGGGACUCUCGCUCGUUCCUCACUGGCUCUCUGGUUUCCCCCGACCCCGUCGUCGGUACUCAUAGAGAGACACGCAGCAGCAGCGGAAGCCUUGGGAAAUAAAUGCCAACCGAGGUUAUAGAGCCCACUCGUUUGUCUGUCUCUG